Cinclus cinclus is the source of this 3189-nucleotide messenger RNA. It is a transcript of the gene NLRC3, whose product is annotated as NLR family CARD domain containing 3. The transcript has 18 exons. Gene Ontology annotation, cellular component: cytosol. Gene Ontology annotation, biological process: negative regulation of canonical NF-kappaB signal transduction. NCBI's taxonomy places the organism in Eukaryota, Metazoa, Chordata, Aves, Passeriformes, Cinclidae. The record is from RefSeq and is a predicted model, not a curated record. Gene Ontology annotation, molecular function: protein binding. The coding region runs from base 1 to 3189 and encodes 1062 amino acids.
AUGUCACAGGAGGCCUCUGAUGGAAGGGUCCUGGAUCCACCGGUACGGCAGGCAGCUGGCGAGGUCCAUCUCCCCACAGUUCCUGGAGGACAUCAUCAGCCACCUGCACAGGCUGGAGCUCCUGACGGCAGAGGAGGCUGCCCAGGUGCAGGCAGCGAGCCCCCUGCCCGAGCAGAGCCAAUGGUGCAGAAGCACCUGGAGAGCCUCCAGAGCUCCUGUGGGAAUGGCCUGGAGACAGGAGCCCUGCAGCGCCUGACCAACCUGCUGCUGGUGGAAGGCCUGACCGACAUCCAGCAGAAGGAGCACGACAUCCUGCAGGUUGAAACCACCAAAGGCCUGCCAAACGUAUCCAAGAGCAUCCCCCUGGAAAAGCUGUUCCUGCCUCUCUCCAAAGUCAGCAUCCCCCCUCGGAUCUCUGUUACCAUCGGCGUGGCUGGGAUUGGCAAGAGCACUCUGGUGAAGCUGUUUGUCUGCAGCUGGGCAAAGGGGGAGCUCAACAGGGACAUCAUGUUUGUGCUGCCCCUCACCUUCCGAGAGCUCAACACCUAUGAGAAGCUCUCUGCUGAGCGCCUCAUCUGCUCGGCCUUCCCCCACAUCCCCGAGCCCGGCUGCAUCGCGGCCGGAGCCGCUCGGACCCUGCUCAUCCUCGACGGCCUGGAUGAGUUCAAGACCCCCUUGGAUUUUUCCAAUGCAGCGGUUUGCACUGAUCCUAAAAAGGAGAUCCAAGUGGACAACCUGAUCACCAACAUUAUCAGGGGAAACCUGCUGCAGGAGGCCUCUGUGUGGGUCACGUCGCGGCCGGCGGCAGCCAGGCAGAUUCCCAGCGGGCUGGUGGACCGCAUGACGGAAAUCCGAGGGUUUGGGGCUGCAGAGAUGAAGGACUUCUUGGACCAGAUGUUCCUGGACAACAGAGAUCUGUCCAGCCAAGUUCUGCAGCACAUCAAGGCUAACAGGUCACUACAUGUCCUGUGCACCAUUCCUGGUAUUUGCUGGAUUUCUGGGUCCUCAAUUGCUUAUUUCCUGAAACACAGCAGCGAUCAAUCCCAAGAAGCAGCCGUGGUCCCCAGGACCCUGUCAGAAAUCUACUCCUACUAUUUUAAAAUGACUCUGAGCGGUGACUGGCUGGAGCAGCCAAGAGAAACCCUGAUGACUGAGCAGGCUGUGAACACCAGCAAGAAGCUGGUGGGCAGCCUGGGCAGGCUGGCCUUCUACGGGCUGCUCCGGAAGAAACACGUGUUCUACGAGCAGGACAUGAAGGCCUACGGCAUCGACCCCUCCCUGCUGCACAGCAGCCUCUCCACCCGCCUCCUGCUCAAGGAGGACAUGCAGGCCUCCACCGCCUACUACUUCUCCCACUUAACCAUCCAGGAGUUCCUGGCAGCUCUUUAUUACUACAUGGCGGCCAAGCGGGCCAUCUUCGACCUCUUCACGGAGAGCGGUGUGUCCUGGCCCAAGCUGGGCUUCCUCACCCACUUCAGGAGCGCCGUUCAGCGGGCGCUGCGGGCUGAGGACAGGCAGCUGGACAUCUUUGUCCGCUUCCUCUCGGGGCUGCUGUCCCCACGGGUGAACAGGCUGCUGUGCGGGUGGCUGCUGGUGCAGGACGAGCACAGCGGGUUCAGGAGCCAGGCCAUCGGCGUCCUGCAGGGCUGCCUGAACACCGAGCACGCCAUCUCCUCGCGCGCCGUCAACGCCAUGCGCUGCCUGCACGAGAUCCAGCACACCGACACCGCCAAGGCUGUGGAGGAGGCCAUGAGGAGCGGGAGCUUGGCUGGGAUGCUCACCCCCACCAACUGCUCUGCCCUGGCUUACCUCCUGCAGGUCUCUGAUGUCUGCCUGGAGGAGACAAACCUCUCCAACUGCCUCACCUACAACGUCUGUGAGAGCCUGCUCUCCCAGCUCCUCUUCUGCCACAACCUCAGGCUGGACAAUAACCAGUUUAAGGAUGACGUGAUGGAGCUGUUGGGCAGUGUGCUGACUGUGAAGGACUGCCAGAUCCAGAGGCUCAGCUUGGCAGAAAAUCAAAUCAGCAACAAGGGAGCCAAAGCUCUGGCCAGGUCGCUGCUGGUGAACAGGAGCCUGAUGGUGCUGGACCUGCGGAGUAACUCCAUCGGCCCCACUGGAGCAAAAGCCCUGGCUGAUGCCCUGAAAAAAAACCAAAUCCUGCUCUCCCUGAACCUCCAGCACAACUGCAUCAAGGAGGAUGGGGCCACCUUCCUGGCCGAGGCCCUGCUGACCAACCACAGGCUGGUGACCCUGCACCUGCAGAAAAACGCCAUCGGAGCCCAGGGCGCCCGGAGAAUCGCAGAGGCGCUGAAGCAGAACUGCAGCCUGAGGGAGCUGAUACUCUCGAGCAACUCGGUGGGAGACAACGGCUCCAUUGCCUUGGCUGAAGCUCUGAGGGUGAACCACAGCCUGCAAAGCCUUGAUCUCCAGAGCAACUCCAUCAGCAGCGCAGGGGUCACAGCGCUGACAGCAGCUCUCUGCUCCAACAAGGGACUCCUCAGCCUCAACCUUCGGGAGAACUCCAUCAGCAAGGAGGGCGGCCCUGCCAUCGCCCGUGCCCUGCGGAGCAACAGCACCCUCAGGAAGCUGGACUUGGCGGCCAACCUGCUGUGUGACGACGGGGGCAAGGCCAUCGCUUUGGCCAUCAAAGAGAACCGGGCACUCACGUCCCUGCACUUGCAGUGGAACUUCAUCCAGGCCAAAGCAGCCACGGCCCUGGCACAAGCACUAUGGGCCAACAGCAGCCUGGCCAGCCUCGACCUGCAGGAAAAUGCCAUUGGGGACGAGGGCAUGGCUGCCCUCUCCGCUGCACUGAAGGUCAACACCACCCUGGCAGAUCUCCACCUGCAAGUGGCUUCAGUUGGCGCGGCUGGUGCCCAAGCCCUGGCAGAAGCCUUGAUGGUCAACAAGAGCCUGCAGAUCCUGGACCUGCGGGGAAACUCCCUGGGCCUGGCAGGGGCCAAGGCCAUGGCACAAGCGCUGAGGGUCAACCGCAGCCUCCGCCGGCUCAACCUGCAGGAAAACUCCCUGGGCAUGGAGGGAGCCAUCUGCAUUGCCACGGCCCUGAAGGGCAACCACGGCCUCACCUAUGUCAACCUGCAGGGCAAUCGCAUUGGGCAGUCGGGAGCCAAGAUGAUCUCGGACACCAUCCGGACCAACGCGCCCCACUGCGUCGUGGAUGUGUGA